Molecule: messenger RNA, 1071 nt
Organism: Dothidotthia symphoricarpi CBS 119687
Lineage: Eukaryota; Fungi; Ascomycota; Dothideomycetes; Pleosporales; Dothidotthiaceae
Exons: 2
Coding region: 1-1071 (356 amino acids)
Biological process (GO): DNA repair
Cellular component (GO): nucleus
Molecular function (GO): metalloendopeptidase activity; polyubiquitin modification-dependent protein binding; single-stranded DNA binding
Source: RefSeq, a predicted model, not a curated record
AUGCCCGUCACCGACGAGGACGCCGCGCUGCAGGCUAUUGCGACAUUGCAGGACUUGUCCGUUGAGCAGCAAGACGCCCUGCACGCCGUCAAUGCUAUAGUGCACAACGGGGAGCCGUUUGUCAAUGUCCAUGAAUUGUUUGCCCACUACAAUGUGCUGUAUUUUCGGGGACUGCUGCUGCCCCGCGUCGAGCUCCUGUGGUCGCCGCGACUGACGCUUUGUGCUGGCAUCUGCGAACUCUCCAAAGACCCAUCCACUGGAAAGUUGACGCGCAUUCGUCUGAAGCUGAGCACCCCACUGUUGCAGUAUCGUCCGCGAUCAGACACCAUCAACACACUGCUGCAUGAGGCCAUACACGCCUACUUCUUCAUCACCACCUCUUGGAAGCAUUCGCGCGGUGACGACGGGACUGGACAUGGCCUAGGCUUUCAAUUGUUUGCUGAUGCCGUCAACAACCACGGCAACUAUGAAGUCACAAUCUACCACACUUUCCACGACGAGGUGGAGAGUUUCAGGACACAUGUCUGGCAGUGCGACGGGCCAUGCAAGAUGCAGCCGCCCUACUUUGGUCUAGUGAAGCGCAGCAUGAACAGAGCGCCUGGGAAGAGCGACAAUUGGUGGUUGAAACACGAAGCCGAAUGCGGAGGAACGUACACAAAGACCCAAGAGCCCGCUCCUACGAAGAAGCAGCUCGAGGCUUUGAGCAAGAAGGAACGUGCAGGGCGCCAGAAGAACAAACUAGACAGUUGGGUCACAGCACAAAGAACGCAGGACGAUGAAGUAGUAGGUAAAACUGUCGAUCAGCCUAUCGAUCUUGACACGGAGGACAACCCUCGCAAGAUGUCGAGUAGGUCAAAGAAGAAGCAAGCCGUGGCAGUGGACGUUUCACUCGACGCGGAUCCUUCUUUGAGCUCUGUAGCAGGCCAGAAACGGCCGCGAACGAGCGAUGAUGACGAGAAUAUCACUAUUGAGAAGAAGGUACUCGUCGAGUGUCCGAUAUGUAACAUGCGAAUAGCUGAAUCAGACAUCAACCAGCACCUGGAUGUGGUGCAUUCUCUUUGCGCUUCUUGA